CAAAGAGUAAUCUUGUGACGCUUCACCGAUACCUCACAAAACUAUCGGACGCUACAUUUUGCUUAAUGAAUGCACAAGAUCUGAUGACUUUCAAUUUUGAUUUUUUUGACGAGUGUAAGGAUUCUGAUGAUGACGACGCAAUUAUGGACGAAUAUGAAGUCGAAGAAAAAAUCCAAGACAAAGAAGACUUCAUCGUUCAUACAGGAUUAAAACUUAAUAUUAAGGAUAAAAAUUCUGGAGAUAAGUUGACUCUGGAUUCAUACCCUCCUCCUGUUAUGCCAAUAGAAUCAUACCACAAUCAAUCGUUCAUUAUUUGUCGUACGGUUGAACCCUUUGAAUCAACUAAAGAAUAUAGUGUAAAGAAUAAGAGUGCUGAUCAAGUUCUCAACGCAUUUAAAGAUACUAAUUUAAGAGUCAGCCCUUCUAUUG
Messenger RNA from Acaulospora morrowiae, 429 nucleotides. Lineage: Eukaryota; Fungi; Glomeromycota; Glomeromycetes; Diversisporales; Acaulosporaceae. The record is from the annotation of a GenBank genome assembly.